This is a messenger RNA of Pleuronectes platessa (European plaice), 2471 nucleotides long. It is a transcript of the gene mbtps2, whose product is annotated as membrane-bound transcription factor peptidase, site 2. Gene Ontology annotation, molecular function: protein binding; metalloendopeptidase activity. Gene Ontology annotation, biological process: regulation of response to endoplasmic reticulum stress; membrane protein intracellular domain proteolysis. Gene Ontology annotation, cellular component: cytoplasm; membrane. NCBI's taxonomy places the organism in Eukaryota, Metazoa, Chordata, Actinopteri, Pleuronectiformes, Pleuronectidae. The transcript is spliced from 11 exons. The record is from RefSeq and is a predicted model, not a curated record. The coding region runs from base 224 to 1723 and encodes 499 amino acids.
ACCGGAAGUGUUAUCUUUCCUGAUGGUUCCUCUUGAAUCUCAACAUCUGUGAGAACAAACGUCACUUUCCUCCAUCGUCUGCGUCGAGUUCAAGGAGCGAAUCCGACAUGACGACGCGGUGACGGACGCGUGGGACAGCGGGUAACUGCGUGUGGAGCCGCGGGCGGAGGGAGCGAUGGAGACGGCGGCACUGGGCUGAUUCUUCGCCCCCCUGAGCUGCACCAUGAUCCCCGUGUCUCUGCUGGUGGUUGUGAUGGGAGUCUGGUGCGUGGUGUACCUGACCGACACGCUGCUCAGGUCGUCAUCGACACACAGGAUCCGGUACGAGUCAUGGCUGGCGAGUCGAGGCCUGAUGUUGUCUCCCUUCCACGUGAGGUGGCAGACGACCGUGUUCAACCGGCUGUUUGCGUACUGCGCUCGCAUCAACCCCCGAGCCCUCCACCUGUGGUUCAACAGUGGUCUGGUGUUCGGUAUUGUGUCCAUGGUGGGAUCUGUGGGGCUGCUGGUAAAGACGCUGCAGCAGACGCUGGCUCAGAUGACCUCAGACAACCCGCGGAUGGAAAGUCAACAGGCGCUGCAAGUGGUGGUCCCUGGUGUCAAUCUGCCCACGAACCAGCUCGGCUACUUCUUCACCGCCUUGCUGCUCAGUGGCGUCAUACAUGAGCUUGGCCACGCGGUGGCAGCACUGAGGGAACAAGUGCGGGUGAACGGCUUCGGCAUGUUUGUGUUCGUGCUGUACCCCGGGGCCUUCGUGGACCUGUUCACCACUCACCUCAACCUGGUGUCGCCCACGCAGCAACUUCGCAUCUUCUGUGCUGGAGUCUGGCACAACUUUGUUCUGUGCCUGGUGGCGUUGGCUUUUCUCUUCCUGUUGCCCAUCGUUCUCCUUCCCAUGUAUUCCACUGGAGGCGGAGCACUGGUCAUCGAGGUUGUGCAGGGCUCUGCGGCAGACGGUCCUCGGGGUCUGUCGGUCGGAGACAUCGUGACGGGGCUGGAGGACUGUCCCGUCAGGGGGGUGGAGGACUGGAGCAGCUGCCUGUCUCACCUGUCUCACUCCCCACAGACCGGAUACUGUGUCCCCGUCGCCAGCCUGCAGCCCAGCUGGGCUCAUGGAAGAGCUUUCAAGCGUCUGGAUGGAACGAUGGACUGCUGCAGCAACAACAGCCUCACCGAUCUCUGCUUCUCCUACAUGAAGCCACAGGGCCGGAGCAGCCGGGAGAAGGAGUUCGCCUGCAUGCCGGUGCGUAAGAUGGUGACGGGGACGCCGGUGUGUCGCAACGACAACGACUGCGCCGCACACACCCACAGCGUCAGCGUGUGCGUCAGCCCGUCUCUGGAGAACCAGACGCGCUUCAUCCGGGUCACACACCCUCCGAACACACACAUGCUGUUUGUGGGCUAUCCGCCGCACCUUCAGUACGCAGUGAGUCUGACCAACUUCAUCCCUCGCUUUACUUUCCUCCACCUGGAUCUGCCCGUCUUCCUGGAGACCUUCUGCAAAUACGUGGUGUCCCUCUCCGGUGCGUUAGCCGUGGUGAACUCCGUGCCGUGCUUCGCUCUCGACGGCCAGUGGAUGCUGAACGCUCUGCUGGAGGCCACACUGGUUACAGUGGUAACGGAUCGGCAGAAGCGCGAGCUGAUCGGCUUCUUCCUGCUGCUGGCCGGCAGCGCCCUGCUGGCGGCCAACGUGGCGCUGGGCCUGUGGAUGGUCACGGCGCGGUGAACCGCAGCGGUUAGCUAUCUUAAAGAAAUGGAAUGAGUAGAUAGAUCCCUGCGUGGACAGAUGUUUCUCUGAGGAGCUGGAGACGUGCAGACCGUUAAACUGUGAACUUACAGGGAACAGACUGCGAUACCAAACUUCACUGUCAGACUUCUGGAAUCUGUGGAGCAGAACGUUUCUCUGCCUCUCGGCCCGUUCUGAUCCACCAGGGAAAAACAUACACGACUCACUUCUUCCACCUUGUUUCCACCAUACACACUAAAGCACAUAUAUAAAUAAAUUGCUUAUCGCAAAGCACCGUCCUGUGUGACUGUUUACAAAGACUGCACAGUCUUUACAAAUUCAAAUAUCUAUAUACUGUGUGAGAAAAAAAACCAUCGUGGUUCUUAAGGGUUUGACUCCUAGAAGCCAUAUUUCCCUGCUGAACAACUGUGUUUGUUUUGGCCUAAACUAAGUUCAACCUUAGUUUUAAAAGCCUUUAUUCUAUUGGCUAAUGCAUGGCAAUACUUUUAAUUUACUACCACAUAUCACGGCCUCCACGUAAGUGUGAACAUUGGUUAAUGAUUUCAUGAAAGGCGACUAGACGAUCUGAAACGUGAGCUCAGUUCAGUUUCUUUCUCUUCCUCGACAUUGCGUCCGAAAGCGACUGAACUCUUUCCUCCCGAAGUUUAAGUUUGACUCUCGAACUGUUUGUGACCUGUUUGUAAAAGUUCAUUGUUAAAGCUGUGGAAUAAAAAUUUGUUUUAUUUAA